AUGCGCGUCUUCGUAACAGGUGCCGCUGGCUUCAUUGGUCGUGCUGUCGUCCAGGAACUUAUUGACCAUGGUCAUCAAGUGCUUGGUCUCGCUCGUAGUGAUGCAUCCGCCGAGCUAAUCACUAAAGCUGGUGGACUACCUCAUCGGGGAGACUUGGAAGAUAUCGAGAGCUUGAAGAGCGGUGCAAGAGCUGCUGACGGUGUUAUUCAUCUAGCCUUCGUCCACGAUUUCAGCAACAUGGCAAAAUGCACAGCAAUCGAUAGAGCGGCCAUCGAAGCCAUGGGGGAAGCGAUGGCUGGCACCGGAAAACCACUUGUCAUAGCUUCUGGCAUAUUGUUUUUACCCAAGGGAACCCUGACCACAGAAGAUACCGAACCUGAUCGAAACCAUCCUUUUGCCGAGCGUGGGCUGUCUGCAGAUCUGGUCUACCAACUGUCAAAGGAAAAGAAUAUACGCGGUUCAGUGAUCCGACUCUCACCUACAGUUCACGGCAAAGAAGACAAAGGAUUUAUCCCAGCGUUGAUCAAUCUAGCACGUCAAAAAGGCUUUGUAACUUACGUCGGUGAUGGUUCAGCUCGAUGGCCUGCCGUUCACCGAUUGGAUGCUGCGGUUCUAUUUCGUCUUGCACUCGAAAAAGGUACCGCUGGCGCGACCUACCAUGCCGUUGCUGAACAAGCCAUACCGAUCAAAGACAUCAUGACUGUGAUCGGCAAACAUCUUCAGCUGCCUGUGCAAAGUAAAUCUUUGAAUGAAGCUGCCGAGGCUAUUGGUUUCUUUGCCCAUGUGAUCAGUUCGGACAAUCCCACCUCAAGUGAGAAGACCCAGAAGGAACUGGGAUGGCACCCCAGUCAACCUAAAUUGCUUGAUGACAUAGAAGCGAACUACUUCUCUUCGGAAAGCAAAGCGAAAUAUUCUUCAUAA
Molecule: messenger RNA, 921 nt
Organism: Adineta steineri
Lineage: Eukaryota; Metazoa; Rotifera; Eurotatoria; Adinetida; Adinetidae
Source: the annotation of a GenBank genome assembly